ACAUGUGAGUCAAAUUCCAUAAACUAUUAGAAUUUGACUUGAUCCAUUCUCUUAUGCUCUCUGUGUCUUGCACUAAGUUAAAGAAAGUGAGAGAUAUAAAAUUCAAAGGCUAAAUAACCAGAAAAUAUUCAUUCAAAUUUCAAUAUUCUUCAAAGAGGGUGGUGACAAUUCUCGUUAAAGGCAGAAACAUAAAGAGAGCAAAAGCCAGAUGUUCCUCACAAGAGUCCUCCUUCUGGUUGCUUUGAUUUCCACGGCACUGGCUGGGCCAUGGGCUACCAUAUGUGCCGGCAAGUCCUCCAAUGAGAUCCGGACCUGUGACAGCCAUGGCUGUGGACAGUACUCUGUCCAGAGAAAUCAGAAGCCUCACCAAGGUGUGGAUGUCCUAUGCUCUGAUGGAUCAACUGUGUAUGCACCAUUUAAUGGAAUGAUUUUGGGCCAGGAGAAACCUUUUAGAAACAAAAGCCCCAUCAAUAAUGGUGUUCGGCUGUCUGGAAGAGGUUUCUGUGUCAAAAUUUUCUACAUUAAGCCAAUUAGGUACAAAGGUUCCAUCAAGAGGGGAGAAAAACUUGGAACUCUACUGCCCUUGCAGAAAGUUUACCCCGGUAUCCAAUCACAUGUGCACAUUGAAAACUGUGACUUGACCGAUCCCACUGUGUACCUGUGAGCCGAAGACCAAGACAAGACCUUAUCAGUAAAAGCCAUCGCCUUAGAAACUUUGAUGCCUGCCUCAUAUCUGAAGAAGCCUGUAUUCAAAUAGAAACAAAAUAAAUGCAAGAAAGAUGAA
Cavia porcellus (domestic guinea pig) is the source of this 784-nucleotide messenger RNA. RefSeq names its product leukocyte cell derived chemotaxin 2 (gene Lect2). NCBI's taxonomy places the organism in Eukaryota, Metazoa, Chordata, Mammalia, Rodentia, Caviidae. The transcript is spliced from 4 exons. The record is from RefSeq and is a predicted model, not a curated record. The coding region runs from base 209 to 664 and encodes 151 amino acids.